AUGGCUAACAGCGCGCUUGCCGGGUUCCUCAUUCUCCUCCUCUUUUUCAUGUGUGCAAUGUCGUUGGGCAAGGCGGAAGAAGAAGAUAUAAGGAAGCCCUAUAUUAUUCAUAUGAUCAAAUCCAUGAAACCCCAACAUUUCUAUCUACACCAACACUGGUACGCUUCAAUGCUCAGCCAGGUCUCAGAAUCAAAUGCGAAUGAGUUGCUAUACACAUAUGAUACUCUCUUGCACGGCUUUGCUGCGAGGCUAAGCGAAGCAGAGGCUGACGCCAUGGAGAGUAUGGAGGGGUGCUUGGCCGUGGUCCCUUCCUCCCUCAAUAAAGUUGCCACUACACACACGCCAGAGUUUCUGGGUCUCUCAUCCUCCUCCUCUUCUUCUCCUGGAUUAUGGUCUCAAUACUCCACUGGUGGCGAAGAUAUCAUCGUGGGCGUGAUUGACACAGGCAUAUGGCCUGAAAGCAAAAGCUUCAAUGAUGCAGGGCUUGGACCUGUUCCCUCGAGAUGGAAAGGCACAUGUGAAAGCGGGCAGGCCUUCAAUUCGUCACAUUGCAAUAGAAAAAUCAUUGGAGCUCGAUACUUCUACAAAGGCUUCCAAAAUAAUGUUUCUAAAAUCAAUGAAACGUUGGAAUACAUGUCUCCCAGAGACGCCCACGGCCACGGCACUCAUACAGCCUCAACUGCCGCAGGAGCUGCGGUAACGGGUGCCAGUUUACUCGGUUUCGCCAGUGGAACGGCCAGAGGAAUGGCUCCUCAUGCCAGGCUGGCCAUCUACAAAGCAUGUUGGGCGCCUGAAGGCAGAUGCGACGACAGCGACGUGGCUGCUGCCAUGGAACACGCCAUUGCUGAUGGCGUCGACAUCCUUUCUAUCUCAAUUAGCUCAGAAGACGUGCCAUUCCACAUGAAUAUCAGAGCCAUUGCAGCGUUUGGAGCGACAGAAAAGGGAGUAUUUGUUUCUGCCGGGGCAGGCAAUCGAGGACCACUUUCGUCUACUCUGAGCAACACAGAGCCAUGGAUUACAACCGUGGGUGCGAGCAGCAUCGACAGAGAUUUCCCUGCUUCUCUGGUGUUGGGCAACCAGGAGAUAUACAGAGGCACCUCCGCCUUCAAAGGAGGAGAUGGAAAAUUGCAAGGGCCAUUCCCUCUCGUCUAUGUCUCCGCCAGCAACAGCUCAAAGCGUUGUCUUGAUGGCAGUCUCGACCCCAAUCUGGUGAAGGAUAAGAUAGUGCUGUGUGAUCAGUUGAUCGAUCCAGAUGACUCUAGCGCACCGGAGAAGGCCAAUGAAGUAGCUAGAGCAGGCGGUGCAGGAAUGAUUGUGGCCAAUGAAGAGCUCCUUGGAGCACAGCAGCAGUUUUCCUACACUUUUAAAUUUCCCGCUAUCAGCUUAAGUUUCAAAGCUGGGGAAAAAAUAAAAUCCUACAUCAACAGCACAUCGAAUACUAGUACUGCCACGGCCGCCAUGCGUCUCACUGGAUUGACUAUUGUGGGAAACGCAACGGCCGCUCCCAUAGUGGCUGCUUUUUCAUCGAGGGGGCCGAGCGAAGCAUAUCCUUCUGUUCUCAAGCCUGAUAUGAUUGCUCCUGGUGUCAACAUAUUGGCAGCAUACGCUGGAAGUGUGGACUACAUUUUAGAUUCGGGGACCUCAAUGGCGUGUCCUCAU
Messenger RNA from Cryptomeria japonica (Japanese cedar), 1659 nucleotides. RefSeq names its product subtilisin-like protease SBT1.7. Gene Ontology annotation, biological process: proteolysis. NCBI's taxonomy places the organism in Eukaryota, Viridiplantae, Streptophyta, Pinopsida, Cupressales, Cupressaceae. The transcript has a single exon. The annotation marks the transcript as partial. The record is from RefSeq and is a predicted model, not a curated record. Gene Ontology annotation, molecular function: serine-type endopeptidase activity.